Messenger RNA from Musa acuminata subsp. malaccensis (wild Malaysian banana), 881 nucleotides. RefSeq names its product NAC domain-containing protein 90-like. Gene Ontology annotation, biological process: regulation of DNA-templated transcription. The record is from RefSeq and is a predicted model, not a curated record. Lineage: Eukaryota; Viridiplantae; Streptophyta; Magnoliopsida; Zingiberales; Musaceae. Gene Ontology annotation, molecular function: DNA binding.
CCCCCGCAAGCAGCGAAGAGUUCCAGAGCUCAGGUUGAUCGGCGAAGAGAUGACGAGCACCGUCCCGCUAGGGUUCCGGUUCUAUCCGACGGAAGAAGAGUUGAUCGGUUUCUAUCUUCAAAACAAGCUCAACAACAGAAGAGAAGACAUGGAACGGGUCAUCCCUGUGGCCGAUGUAUACUGCUGCGAUCCAUGGCAGCUUCCACCAAUAUCGGGAGAGGCGUGCGGGCGAGACGGAGAGCAAUGGUUCUUCUUCUGUCCGAGGCAGGAGCGAGAGGCCAAUGGGGGGCGGCCGACUCGCACCACGCCGUCGGGCUACUGGAAGGGCACCGGUUCGCCCAGCCUCGUGUACUCGUCCGAGAACCGGGCCAUAGGCGUGAAGAGGACCAUGGUGUUCUACCAAGGAAGUCCUCUCGCUUGCACAAAGACGAAGUGGAAGAUGAACGAGUAUAGAGCGCUCGAGGAAGGGGCCACCGGCGUCAUCUCAAGUGCAGCUGCAAAGCUCCGUGGGGAAGUUAGCUUGUGUCGCGUGUACACCAGAUCAGAGUCCGUCAGAUCGUUCGAUCGACGCCCUGCUGCUGCUGCUGUGACUGAUGAACGAAGAACGGCCGAGGUGCCGCGCUCGAGGCCCGUUCCGGCUUCAGCAACGAGGUCUUCAUCUCAUCACAGCUCUUCAUCUGAUGGGAAUGGCUCUCGGCGUCCGGUGCCUCGACGAGAAGAUGACCUGACAUCGAUGGGCGUCAAGGAGUGGUUCUCGUGGCAGCACUUGCUCCGAAGAUGACAGUUGUUGGGAAUUAUCUAUCGUAUUGUCGUAAUCACGACUAUAGUUUGUUAACAUUAUGUAGAAUAGGGGCGAAUAAAGGAUGGAGUCUAUAUUAAUA